Messenger RNA from Telopea speciosissima, 3729 nucleotides. Its product is annotated as golgin candidate 5-like. The record is from RefSeq and is a predicted model, not a curated record. Lineage: Eukaryota; Viridiplantae; Streptophyta; Magnoliopsida; Proteales; Proteaceae. Bases 322 to 3282 code for a protein of 986 amino acids. The transcript is spliced from 20 exons.
UUUGGACAAAUCUCAGGCUCGAACUCCUGUCAAUUCGUUAAUUUUGUUCUUCAAUUUUAUCAAGGGAGAUUGGCGACGGCUCAAUUGAUAUGUACUGCGGUUUCGAGCCCUAAAUUAAUUUUUUGGGACGAUAAGUUUAAGAGGGGAAACAGUACAUUUUAACUGCAAUUAUAAAGAGCAUAAAUUGAUGCUCGAAUCCUAGUUUCCGACGAGCUUGCCGGAUUCCACCGUUGUUGACUCGAUCCAUGUAAAGGGUUGCAAUGCAUCUGAUCCGAAGAUUUUGAGUUCUUGUUCGAGUGAAUUCAGGUUCAUAGGUAGACAAUGGCGUGGUUGGGAAAAGUGUCUUUGGGGGGCUUCCCGGAUCUGGCCGGGGCAGUGAAUAAGCUAAGUGAGAGCGUGAAGAAUAUAGAGAAGAAUUUCGAUAGUGCUCUUGGUUUUGAGGAGAAGACUGAUGUUGGGGAAGCUUCAGGAUUAUGGCCUUCAGCGACAGAUAGGAAAGCAUUGUUUGAACCAGUUAUGGCCUUCAUGGGACAUAAAGGUGGAGAAGAUGAUGUUGAAUCCUCAGACAAAAUUGACUCUUCAGAGCAUUCAUCUCCAGUUCAAGAACAAGGAGGGAUAAAGACUGACAUGGUUCCGGCGUCUGUCAUUGAGAAAAUUACUCCCACUGAAAAAGAGAUUGACAUGGAACUGCCAUCUGUCACUGAGAAAAUUUCUGCCAAUGAAAAGUCAAGUGAAAAUUUAAAGGGGAAGGUGGAAGAUGGGCACCUUCCGAGUGAAGAAGGGGUAUCAAAUGUAGUUGCUGUUUUUGGGGAAGGUGAAGCUGAUUCACAGCCAUUACCAAUCAAAAUGGAUGAAACUGCCAUUGAGAAUGUUAAUAAAAUGAAUGUUGAGGUAAAGGAUUCGUUUAACUCUAUUCAACAGAAAGAGAGCUCAGAAGCGGGGUAUGGUGAAGAGACAUUGCCAGUGGAAACCAGCUUAAGCACAGAAGAAGUAAAACAGGUUGAGAAUGACGUUGCCUCUGUGCCGGAUGAGUUUUAUUCCAUCAGUAAUUCACAUGAUAACAAGGAUGAACAAAAAAUGGCAGAAGACAGUGUUGAGGAAGGUUCUUUUGCCCAAGUUGAGACUUCAGAAGAUAGACUGGAUAUGGUGGAGGCUCCAACCCAAGUUCCAAGUUCUACUAGUACUGAGAAGGCUGAAAGUUCCAGUGAAAUCUUUAACUCUCCUGAUGCAGUUCAUUCAUAUCAAGCUGAAAAUCUUGUGGCUGAAGCUGUCUCUCAUGAUAGUGAUUUGCCUAUUAACGCAUUUGAAGCAUACCAGCGAACCAGUGAUUUUGAGUCUGACACAAAAGAGCAACGCUUAAGCUCAGGAACUAAUCUGACAGACUCUGCAGAUUCCAUGGUUGAAAUGGAGAAAGUGAAGAUGGAAAUGAAAAUGAUGGAAGCAGCAUUACAAGGAGCUGCUAGGCAAGCUCAGGCCAAAGCUGAUGAGAUUUCAAAGCUGAUGACUGAAAAUGAGGAUCUGAAGGCUGUAAUUGAGGAUCUGAAGGGAAAAUCCAAUGAAUCAGAGAUUGAGUCACUCAGAGCGGAAUAUCAUCAAAGGGUGGCAGCUCUGGAAAGAAAGGUUUAUACUCUUACAAAGGAAAGGGAUACCCUGAGGAGAGAGCAGAAUAAGAGAAGUGAUGCUUCCGCCCUUUUGAAAGAAAAAGAUGAAAUAAUCGCUCAAGUUAUGGCUGAAGGUGAAGAGCUUUCUAAAAAGCAAGCGGCUCAAGAAUCACAAAUCAGGAAAUUAAGGGCACAGAUCAGAGAGUUUGAAGAAGAAAAGAAAGGUUUGAUUACCAAACUUCAGGUAGAGGAGAGCAAAGUAGAGAGUAUAAAGAGAGAUAAAGCUGCAACUGAGAAGUUACUACAAGAAACAAUUGAAAAAAACCAAGCAGAACUUGCAGCUCAAAAGGAAUAUUUCACUAAUGCACUGAAUGCAGCCAAGGAGGCUGAAGCACUAGCAGAAGCACGAGUCAAUAAUGAAGCUCGGACAGAACUAGAGUCUCGUCUGAGAGAAGCUGAAGAACGUGAAGUUACUCUAGUUCAAACACUCGAAGAAUUAAGACAAACUCUUAGUCGGAAGGAGCAGCAGGCAGUUUUCAGAGAAGAAAUGCUUCGGAGAGACAUUGAGGAUCUUCAAAAGCGAUAUCAAGAAAGUGAGCGUCGUUGUGAGGAGUUGAUUACACAAGUUCCUGAGUCGACUAGGCCCCUUUUGAGACAAAUUGAAGCUAUGCAGGAGACAAAUGCCAGAAGGGCUGAAGCCUGGGCUGCUGUUGAGAGAUCCCUGAAUUCUCGGCUGCAGGAGGCGGAAGCCAAAGCUGCAGCUGCUGAGGAAAAUGAGCGGUCCAUGAAUGAACGGCUAUCACAAACUUUAUCUCGCAUAAAUGUCCUUGAAGCUCAGAUCUCAUGUCUUAGGACAGAGCAAACACAGCUAAGUCGCUCCCUUGAAAAGGAGAGGCAGAGAGCUUCUGAGAAUAGGCAGGAGUACCUUGCAGCAAAGGAGGAUGCUGAUACUCAUGAAGGCCGUGCCAGCCAACUUGAAGAAGAGCUCAGGGAUCUCAGAAAGAAACAUAAGCAAGAGUUGCAGGAUGCAAUAGCACACAGAGAACUCUUACACCGGGAGCUAGAACGGGAGAAGAAUGCUAGGUUGGAGUUGGAAAGAACUACUCGUCGUGAAACUUCUUCCAUAUCUGAUCAAGCUGCAACACCAAAGCAGUUGAAUCUUUAUGCUGAAAAUGGAAAUGUGUCCAUCAGGAAACUUUCUAGUGCUGGAAGCCUAAGCAGCAUGGAGGAAAGCUUUUUCUUGCAAACAUCUUUGGACUCAUCUGGCAGUUUAUCUGAGAGGAGGCAUCCUUUUGAGACAACCAUGACUCGGUACUAUUUGAAGAGCAUGACUCCAAGUACCUUUGAAGCCGCACUACGUCAGAAGGAUGGGGAACUUGCAUCAUACAUGUCCCGUUUGGCGUCCUUGGAAUCCAUCCGUGAUUCUCUUGCCGAAGAAUUAGUUAAAAUGACUGCCCAGUGUGAACAACUGCGGACAGAAGCAGCUGCAUUGCCUGGUUUACAGGCAGAGCUAGAAGCACUAAAACUGAGGCACUAUUCAGCACUGGAGCUAAUGGGUGAACGUGAUGAAGAGCUGGAAGAACUCCGAGCCGAUAUUGUAGACUUGAAAGAGAUGUAUAGAGAGCAAGUAAACUUGCUUGUGAACAAGAUUGAGAUUUUGGGUUCCAGUGGUGCCUCUUGAUCAUCUGGUUUGGUUUUGGCUCUUCAGUCUGGUCCUAUUUGCAAUGUCGUGUUAGGGAUAUUUGACUGAUCUGUUUAGUUGCUUGAAUAUUCCUUCUAUGUGCAUCCUUCUCGAUGUUGGUUUGUAAUGUUUCAGCUGGAGAUGCAUACACAGGCUCAUGUCCUUGGGAAUACUGCCAAGUUUCCAUCCUAAACUGUGGCUUAUUGAGUAAUUGGUGUAUAUCAUUUCGGGUAAUUGAUGAUAUUGAAAUUAACAUGUUAUAAUGAAAACUAUAGCUGGCUGGCAAAGUCAAGUUUCUGAAGAGUAAUUUAACUCCUCAGCUGAGGAGGCAAUUUGUAUUCUUUACAAGGCAGUUUUUAUCAAGUUUCUGAAGAGUAAUUUAACUCUUCAGUUGCUCUGUUCCAUGUAGGCCUGAUUUAAUAAAGCUAAAGUUCUUGAAUUGCUGCU